UAUGAAUUCAAGUUAGAGGCAACCAAGAAGUAGGAUAUUUGAUGUUGAUUCUUAAAGACCAUCUGAUAGAUCUAAUACUCCUACAAGAGCAUUAUCACCACUUUAACCCUCUUAACAUAUUUAACCCUAAUAAUAACAAUAAUAACAAUAAUAACCAUAACAACCAAUCCCAACAUUUUAACCUUAAAAAUUAAAGCAUAUUCUUUAUAAUGCAUAAUAAAGUACUCCAAUUGUCAGUUGCCAUUAUCAUCCAGACCAAUACAUUUAAAACUUUUGCAAAAAUCCGUAAACUUUUUUUAAAUUAUCAUAAUAGUGAUUGUCUAUUACCACUUUGUCCCAUGUGUGUUACUAUCCAUUAAGAUGACCAUUUGGGAUAAGACUAUGCUCCCCAUUUUGAUUUACUUAGUUAUUGUCUUGGUGAACAAUAUAAUAAAAUCGUUGACAUUUGUAAUCUAUUAGGAGAAGACAUUGAAGAUGUAGUAGAAUUAAAGAAUCUUGUUAAAAAUCAUAGAGAAGUUUAGAAAAAGAAAUUCUUAGAAGCAAAGGAAUAAUUCUAUAAGGCAAUAGAUACUUUUAUGUAAAAUCUAGAAAACAAUCUAAAUUCAUAAUCAAUCAAAUAAACUGAUUAAUUACUCAAUGAAAUUAAUUAAUUUCAUAGAUUAUCCUAUGAUAGAUGGAAUAAUAUGUAAGGAAGAUUAUAGAAAUUGAAUUCUGAGAAAUGUCUAAAAACUCUAAUAAAGUCUUAUAGAUAAAGCAGACCAGAAGAUGUCUAUUAACGUUAACAUGAAAUGACUAUUACAUUUGUAGAUUAAGUCAAAAAUGAAUUAGAUCAAGUAGAAAUUAGACCAUCUUAACUCUAAAUUAUUCUAGAUUAAUUACAAUCCUAUAUAUUCAUUACAAGAGAUCAAAUUAAACAGCCUAAAUAAGUAUCACCAAUCAAACCAUAAUAAUAAUAAUAAUAAUAACAAAUCAUUAGAAGAGUUGUACAUGAAAGACCAAAUAGUCAAUAAAAUCAUUAUAAUUCUAGCUCACCAAUUCCUACUAGAGUUCUUUAAGGAUUCCCUAUUCUCUAAAAAUUCAAUCCUAUAACAGCUAUUGAGACUAUGACUAUGCCUUAGUUACCACCACUUCCUUCAGGAUUUCCAUCAAUUAUGCCAUUCCAAAAUCAACAAUUCAAUUUCUAACCAUAAUAUGCUUAAUCAAUGAUGUUGCCAAACUAAUAGUUUCUUUCAUAACAAAUUCAUCCUAUGCCCUUCCCUUAAUAACAUCCUUAUCCAAAUCCCCCUUAAUUACUUAAAUAGCAGUAGUUAUAGCAACCUAUUCAACAAUUUAUCUAGCCAGCCUAAUAAUAAGCAGCACCCCCAGUUUAAUAAUAAAAUUAGCCUCUUGCUUAAAUCAAUCUUAAUCAAUAAGAGAAACCAGGGGAAGUUAUUGAUCUAAAAACAAAUAAAUAACCACUAAAAAUGGCAGAAUAAUUUCAUAAUCAAUUGUUCAAUUCUGGCGACUGA
Paramecium primaurelia is the source of this 1508-nucleotide messenger RNA. Lineage: Eukaryota; Ciliophora; Oligohymenophorea; Peniculida; Parameciidae. The record is from the annotation of a GenBank genome assembly.